UUUAACAUUAAUUUAUUAAAAAACAAAUUAAUACAAAAAUGACAACACGAGAAAUAUUAACAAUUCAAUUAGGCCAUUACUCCAACUUCAUUGGAACUCAUUGGUGGAAUCUUCAGGAAAAUAAUUUUUCUUAUGAUCCUAACAAUCCUUCCGAGAUAAAUCAUGAUGUUUUGUACAGAGAAGGAGAAAAUUUCAAGAAACAAGUAACAUUUUGUCCCAGACUUUUAUUAGUGGAUUUGAAAGGAACAUUGGGUUACUUAAAAGAAAGUGGAACUUUGUAUGAUGUUCCACAACACGAAGAAUUAUCUUCAUUACUAUGGGAUGAACAAAACGUAGAGAUAAAAGAAGAAAAUCCAUGUUCUAAACCAGCCUUCAUAGAAAGUUUAGAUAAGUCAGCAGAAGCAGCACAAUUGCAAGAAAUUGAUUUAGAAAAUUCUGUAAACACAUGGGUCGAUUACUUAGUGCCUAGAUUUCAUUCGAGAACAGUUAACACUAUAAAAGAAUAUGAACAUAAUUCUAGCGAUCAUCAGUUUGAUAUUUAUACCUAUGGUAGAAAUUUAUGGAAGAAGGAACAAUUUUCAGAUGAUUUCACUGAUAAAAUACGAGCUUAUGUUGAAGAAUGCGAUUUAAUGCAAGGCUUUCAAGUACUGGUUGACUCAACAGAUGGAUUUUCCGGGCUUGGUGUCUCGUGCAUUCAACAUUUAAGAGACGAAUAUGGCAAAAGUAUUAUAACAUUUCCAUCUAUCGACGGUCGAAACACCGAUUCAUCUACAUCAGACAUAAUUAAAGCAAUUAACAUAGCAUUAUGUUGGCAACAGUUAGAAGAAUACUCAUCGCUCUUUAGUCCUAUUUGUUGUGGACAAAGUGGUUGGCCCCAAAUAGGCCUUCCUCGAAAUUUUGACAAUUUAAAUUACGAAUUAGAACUUAAAUAUCACACCAGUUCGAUACUGGCAACUGCAUUAGACACAUUGAGUUUGAGAUAUAGACGUAAAGAAUAUGCGAAUGUAGUAUUAUCCGAUUUAUGUGCCGAUCUCUCUUAUAAUGGAAAAGCGGCAAUAACUAGUUUAAGUUUACCAUUUCCAAUGACGGUCAAACGAGAUUUGAUCGACGUAUUAGACGAUUAUGAAGGUUCCAUGUUGACAAGUUUGACACCUAGUUGUGAUGUACCAAUAGAUAAAAGUAUGCAAAGUAUAGCAUUGCGAGGAAUACCGGAAGAUAGAUUGAAAAGACCGAUGGACAAAGCUAAUAAGCAAAUGUCCAAACCUGCAUACAGAUGUUCGACCGUACACGAAAUGAUGACGUGUUAUUUAGCUUAUGUAUAUCAAUCAUCAGCAACGUAUUUGUCGACCAUAGAAUCGAGUCUUAAAAUAAAACCACCUUAUCCGAAAGUUUUCAACAACAACGUUACGGAAACCGGAGAUAUCGCGGGAUGGCCAGUCGCAGAAGAAGUACGAUCAGUCCCAGUUAUGGCUGGAUUACAUACUGGCAAAAGUCUUGGAUCGAUGUUUGAACUUUUACAUAAUCAAUUAAUGAGAGUACGAAGUAUUAACAGGUUUCAUGCAUUUACCGAUUCCGGCCUCGAUGUAAAUGAAUUUCAUGAUUGUUGCAAUUAUUUGUUGGAUCGUAAAGAAGCCUAUGAAGAUCAUUAUAUUUAAGGAGUUUAAUAAAAUUACUGAUUUUUUAUAUUUA
Molecule: messenger RNA, 1689 nt
Organism: Polistes dominula (European paper wasp)
Lineage: Eukaryota; Metazoa; Arthropoda; Insecta; Hymenoptera; Vespidae
Gene: mst
Product: misato mitochondrial distribution and morphology regulator
Biological process (GO): mitochondrion organization
Cellular component (GO): cytoplasm; mitochondrion
Source: RefSeq, a predicted model, not a curated record